This is a messenger RNA of Trichoplax adhaerens, 2997 nucleotides long. RefSeq lists its product as uncharacterized. Lineage: Eukaryota; Metazoa; Placozoa; Uniplacotomia; Trichoplacea; Trichoplacidae. The transcript is spliced from 17 exons. Gene Ontology annotation, cellular component: endosome. Gene Ontology annotation, molecular function: protein binding. The record is from RefSeq and is a predicted model, not a curated record. Gene Ontology annotation, biological process: mitotic cytokinesis. The coding region runs from base 1 to 2550 and encodes 849 amino acids.
AUGGCUGAUCGAUUUAUUGUUUUAGCUUUAAAGAAAGCCGAUUCCACCGAUUUUUCCAAGCCGUUAGAUAAAUUCAUUGCCAAUACUUACGAUAAAGAACGAGGUCAAUUCAAGGGGCAAAUUGACGAAUUGCAAACUUUGCGUAAUAAUGCCACUAAGCGAUUGGAUAAGCAUGAAAGUGCCGUACAAAUGUUACUCAGAUACUACGAUCAAUUGAAUGUCAUGGAAGCCAAGAUGCCAGUGUCUGAGAGCGAGGUACGUGUAACGUUUACUUGGCAAGACGCUUUCGACAAGGGCAGCCUGUUUGGUACUAGAAAACAUAGUGCAAAGAGUUUGCCUUUUGAGAAAUCUUGCGUUCUAUUUAAUGCAGCCGCACUUUCUAGUCAAAUUGCAGUUACUCAAAAUCUUGACACUGAUGAUGGCUUGAAGUUAACUGCUAAAUACUUUCAGACUGCAGCUGGCAUCUUUGAAUAUUUACGAGAAUAUAUUCCAAGCAAUAUUCCGCAAGGAACAACUCCAGAUUUAUCUAUUGAAUGCUUAACGGCUCUAAGUGCACUGAUGCUUGCCCAAUCUCAAGAGACAUUUUAUCUUAAAGCCAGUCAAGAUAAAAUGAAAGAUGGAAUUGUCGCAAAAAUUGCCAUGCAAACUGGAAAUAACUAUGCUGAUGCAUUCAAAAACAUGCAAACACCUGGUGUACGUGCUUUAUGGGAAAAGGAUUGGCUACCUAUGGUAUCAGGUAAACAGGCAAUGUAUCACGCCGUGGCUGAAUAUCAUCAGGCUCUAGUUGCCAAAGCUAGCGGGGCGAUUGGUGAAGAAUUGGCUCGAUUAAAACACGCUAGCUCUUUAAUGCAACAAGCUGAAAGCUACAGUAGCACACUCACCGAUGCAAAGAAUUUGCGCAACAAGAUUACUAAAGCUUAUCAAGCUGCACAAAAGGAUAAUGACUUCAUUUAUCAUGAAUUAGUUCCUGACAAAGACAGAAUUCCCGCCGUCCAAGGUGCAGCUAUUGGCAAACCCAUCCGCUUAAAUAAUCCAGCAUCUGCAAAUUUUAAAGAUAUUUUCGCUGAUGUUGUUCCUCUAAACAUUCACAAUGCUGUAUCGAGGUACAAUGAACGUCAACAGGAUUUGGUUACUUCCGAGCUUAAAAAGCUUACAGAUAAUACGCAACAAUUAAAAAGUCUUUUAGCUGAAUUAAAUUUACCUGCAGCAAUUGAAGAUACUGGUGGAAAUUCUGUACCACAAUCGCUUUUAGACAAGUCUGCUGCAUUAAUACAAGAUGGUGGCGUCCAGAAAAUAGAUAGCAUGUUUAAUGAACUGCCAACAUUAUUACAAAGAAAUCAAGAAAUUGUUACAGAGACCACUCGUAUGAUGGAUGAUGAAGAGAAAGACGAUAAACAAAUGCGCCAAAGAUUUAAAGAAAAAUGGACCAGAAUGCCAUCUGAUAAACUCACAGCAUCAUUACGUAUUGAAAUGAACAAAUAUAAAGGCAUCAUUGAAAAUGCAUUGAAAGCUGAUGCAAUCGUGCGAGAUAAAUAUAACAAAAGCCGUAAUGCUAUGAUUGUACUUAGUAAGGGAGAGGUUGAAUUAAAAAAUUACAUCCCAAAGACCGGAAGCGGAAAUGCUGUAGCUAAUAGCAAAGCUGUCGUCAACAUUAAACGCCUAAUAGACCAAAUUGAUGGUAUUAUUGCUGAACGACAAGUAAUUGAAUCUGAAUUGAAAUCGGCUACCUGCGAUAUAACACCUAAAUUUCUAGCAGCUUUAGCUGCUGAUGGUGUCCUGCAAGAUGAGGAUAUCUCCAAGCAAAAUUUAGAUAGUACUUACAAUGUUUAUGUAAACCAAAUUGCCGAUACCAUCUCCAGACAACGAGACAUUGAAACGCAACUCAGAGCUGCAAACCAGGAAUUUCUUGCCGAAAGGCAAUCUCGCUCCGGAGCUAAUAAACGAGAAGAAACGUUAUCUGAUUUGGCCGCCGCCUACGAUGCUUUUACUGAAUUGACCAAACAUCUGAUGGAAGGCACCAAAUUUUAUAAUGACCUAACUAAUCUUUUGGUCAAAACACAAACAAAAGUUAGUGACCUUAUCUUUGCUCGUAAAACUGAAUUGCAAGGAUUACUCGGGGAUUUACAACAAGAUCUAUCGAAAGCUGACAACCAGACUCCAUCAAUCCCUAGUCAUCAUCAGAAGGCAGCAGCACCCCAAAGACCUCCACCACCGAGUAGCAGUGCGCCGCCCACAUCGACUAGUUCCAUUCCAGCUUCAGCUCAGCCUCCUGCUGCUGCACCUCAGCCAAAUUAUGCAGUUGCACCCCCUGCACAACAACCACAAUAUCCUGGUGCUCCUCAACCUAUGUAUGCUCCGCAAGGGCAGCCAUAUCCUUACCCAACACAACAACCACAACCUGGUCAGCCAAUGCCUUAUCAAUAUCCUUACCAGGGCCAACAGCCGGUUUAUCCUCCUCAUCCGUCUCAACAGUAUGUUCCAAUGCCUGGAACCUACCCUCCACCACCACAGGGUUAUCCUCAAUAUCCUCAAUAUCCUCCACCACAGUAAAAGCAGUAUAGAUUAAAUAAAGUGAAACGGUAUCUGGGAAGCUCGAAAAACCAUGACAUUUUCUGACUUAAAGUUUUCAUUGCUACGCAAGAACUUGUAUUUCAGAACUGCUGGCGCCUGUUACGUUAUUUAUCCUAUAAUAGGCACUAGUAAUUCCAGCACCUAUCGCUUGGCUUGUUUUCGUAUAAACUUGUUAAUUAGCUUAGAUUAUCGUGAUGUAAUCAAAAUACAUCGAUACAAUCGUGAAUCAUAUCUUGUACGAUGCAUUUCUGCAAUAAAAGUCCAUGUAAUAUAUAGCAGCUUAUAUAGUUGAUUUUCGCUAUCUUAGCUAGCGUAAAAUAUUAUUACAUUUGUCAACAAUUUCUUGUAGCUUUCAACUUUAAGAUACGACGUAAGAUAUAUAUCUACACUAUAAACUACAAAACAAAGCAUUAGCUAAGGGUAUUG